GAAGAAACCAAAAUGACGCAUAAACCCAUCAAUCACGCCUCUUCGGUUUUGAUCGUUGGAGCCGGAACCUGGGGCUGCUCAACCGCUUUACAUUUAGUUCGUCGAGGAUAUACAAAUGUCACGGUCCUGGAUCCUUAUCCAGUGCCGUCAGCAAUUGCGGCUGGGAAUGACGUCAACAAAAUCAUGGAACACAAGGAGCUGAAAGACGCGAACCCGGACGCGAGAAGCCUCGCUUUCGCAACCUGCACACGAGCAGCAUUGAGAGGCUGGAAGACAGACCCCGUUUUCCAGCCAUAUUUCUAUGAGACAGGUUUUAUCGUGUCGGGACACACUCCAGCUCUCAUCCAGCACAUCAAGGAAGAUGAAAUCGAUCCUUCUGAUGCCGAAUUCGUGUCGCUGGAGACGGCAGACGACUUUCGUAAAACGAUGCCGCCAGGAGUUCUCACAGGGGGCUUUCCCGGCUGGAAAGGAUGGUUUAGCAAGAGUGGGGCAGGUUGGAUUCACGCUCAGAAGGCAAUGGUCUCUGCAUAUACGGAAGCUCAACGCCUAGGGGCAAGAUUCAUAACGGGCACACCAUCGGGUAAAGCUGUCGCUUUGCUUUAUGAGAAUGGGGAUGUGGUGGGAGCCCGGACGGAGGACGGAGGAUGCCAUCGGGCAGACCACACUAUUUUGGCUGCGGGGGCUGGGAGUGAUCGUCUGUUGGAUUUCAAGAAACAGUUGCGUCCUACAUCCUGGACCCUGUGCCAUAUAAAGAUGACACCGGAAGAAGCGAAGAAAUAUCGGAACCUUCCAGUUCUCUUCAAUAUUGCAAAGGGCUUCUUCAUGGAACCGGAUGAAGAUAAACAUGAGCUUAAGAUCUGCGAUGAACACCCUGGAUACUGCAACUUCCUUCGUGACCCAUCGCAUGAUGACGAGAUUCGAAGCAUACCAUUUGCAAAGCAUCAGAUUCCGCUCGAAGCAGAGAUGCGCGCCAGAGACUUUUUGAAAGAUACGAUGCCACAUCUUGCGGAUAGACCAUUUUCUUUUGCGAGGAUUUGCUGGGAUGCCGAUACGCCAGACCGUGCGUUCUUGAUUGAUCGUCAUCCUGAGCACCCUUCGCUCCUUGUCGCAGUGGGAGGGUCCGGUAAUGGAGCGAUGCAGAUGCCUACCAUUGGUGGCUUUAUCUCUGAUGCUUUAGAAGGGCAUCUACAAAAGGAGCUGAAGUCCGUUGUGCGAUGGCGCCCUGAAACAGCAGUGAAUCGCGAUUGGCACUCUACGCAGAAUCGCUUCGGAGGACCAGACAAGAUCAUGGACUUUCAGAAGUUGAACGAAGAUGAGUGGACUCAGAUACAAGAGAAUGAGUACAGCAAGCUAUAG
Messenger RNA from Penicillium longicatenatum, 1356 nucleotides. RefSeq names its product NAD(P)/FAD-dependent oxidoreductase. Gene Ontology annotation, molecular function: saccharopine oxidase activity; sarcosine oxidase activity; flavin adenine dinucleotide binding. Lineage: Eukaryota; Fungi; Ascomycota; Eurotiomycetes; Eurotiales; Aspergillaceae. The transcript has 2 exons. The annotation marks the transcript as partial. The record is from RefSeq and is a predicted model, not a curated record.